Messenger RNA from Astyanax mexicanus (Mexican tetra), 1024 nucleotides. RefSeq names its product low choriolytic enzyme-like. Gene Ontology annotation, molecular function: zinc ion binding; metalloendopeptidase activity. The record is from RefSeq and is a predicted model, not a curated record. Lineage: Eukaryota; Metazoa; Chordata; Actinopteri; Characiformes; Acestrorhamphidae. Gene Ontology annotation, biological process: proteolysis. Bases 103 to 894 code for a protein of 263 amino acids. The transcript is spliced from 9 exons.
GCUUAUCGUGUUGGGUACACAGUGAAGGGUAUAAAACCCCUCUCUCUCGCUCUGCUUCUCUACAGUUCAUUUCCUCUGGGAAUUCUGAGGUCCGUGGUCGUCAUGUUUGUCUGUAAGGUGACUGUGGGUCUUCUGGCCCUGCUGGUGGUCUGCUCUGUCAGAGCUGAGGAUGAGGUGAGAUACAAUCAUGCAUCUGAGCUGUCUGCGGGAGAGCUGAUAGAGAGAGCCAACAGAGACAUCAUUCGUGAGCCUGAUGAGCCUGAGCUGAUUGGAGACAUUGCUAUUGAUAAUGAGAGGAACGCUGAUCCCUGCACCUCCCGCGGCUGCAUGUGGCCCAAGUCCAGUGACGGCAAAGUCUACGUGCCCUAUGUCAUCUCCAACCAGUUCGCCUCCAGGGAGCUGCAGGUGAUCCAGCGUGGUUUGGACUCUUUCUCUUCCAUGUCCUGCAUCCGCUUCAAGCGCCGCUCCAACGAGAGGGAUUACAUCAGCAUUGAGUCUCGCAGCGGAUGCUACUCCUACAUUGGACGCCUUGGCAAUGCCCAGACCGUCUCUCUGGAUCGCAAUGGCUGCAUCUACCACAACACCGUCCAGCACGAGCUGCUCCACGCUCUGGGCUUCAACCACGAGCAGACCCGCAGUGACCGCGACAACCACAUCCGUGUCGUCUGGGAGAACAUCAUUGACAGCAUGAAGCACAACUUCAACAAGAUCGCCACCCUGAACCAGGGAACUCCCUACGACUACAACUCCGUCAUGCAGUACCACAGAACUGCUUUCUCUAAGAACGGUCAGCCCACCAUGGUCCCCAUCCCCAACUCCAACGUGUCUUUCGGCCAGGCUUCUCAGAUGAGCCAAAACGACAUCAAUAGACUCAACAGACUCUACAAAUGCUAGAUGAGUGCUGAGUGCUGCAGAAAGAUGGUAAAGGUAUCGGACCCCCUGACCCCUUAAACUCUUCUGGGACAGGACGGCAGUUUGAAUCAAUGUAAUUUAGUAGUUUAAACAAUAAAAUCAGUUAACUUGA